AUUUAUCUUAAAAAUUAUAAAAAUAUAAAUUCUUCUUAAGAUGAACCAUGUCUUCAAAUAUAAAGAAGAUGGAAAGAAGGCAGUUAAAAUAUCCUUUAAAGAACCUCUUAUGAUUAAUUUAUUUGAAAAUAAAAAUAACGAGCUAUAUAUUGAGUUAGUUAAACAUGUUAUGACAAAGUCAAAAAAAAUAGUUGUUUUUGUUGGAGCAGGAAUAUCUACAGACGCAGGAAUACCGGAUUUUAGAUCAGAAAAAGGACUUUUUGCUAGUUUACGUUCAAAUUUUAAGUUAAAAAGCAGCGGACAGGAUUUGUUUGAUAUAUCUGUUUACAAAAAUGAAGAAGAUAUUAAACGGUUCCAUAAAAUGAUAACAGACUUGUAUAAAAUCUCAGCAUCAGCAAAACCCACAUUAUUUCAUGAAUAUCUUGCGGCAUUAGCACGUUCAUCGCAAUUAAUACGACUUUAUACACAAAAUAUUGACUUUUUAGAGACGCGGAUGCCGUAUCUAGAGUCAGAAGUACCGUUACCUAUGUAUCCACCAUGGCCGAGGACGAUUCAGUUACAUGGUGGACUUCAAAAUAUGAUUUGUUCAAAAUGUUAUUGGACAGGACCUUUUGAUCCGGAAAUUUUUAAGGAAGAUGCACUUUCAGUGUGUCAUCAAUGUAUAGAAAUGGAGAAUAUACGUACAAUUGCAGGAAAACGGAAUAUUGGGGUGGGAAAAUUAAGACCACGAAUUGUUUUAUAUAAUGAAUAUAAUUUGGACAGUGAAGCAAUUGGAAAGGUAACAGAAUAUGAUCUUAGAGAGAAACCAGAUGCAUUGAUUGUUGCGGGUACUAGUCUUAAGAUUGCAGGAGCACGAAAAAUUGUUAAAGAAAUGAUAGAUGCGGUAAAGGCAUCACAUGGUGUAACAAUAUGGAUUAAUACAUCAGAUUUUCCUAAACCCAAGGAAUUUGAAAAAAAAUUUGAUAUUGUUAUUAAAGGAGAUUGUCAGAAGGUAGCAGAUUUAGUUUUAUUAAAAAAUGAUACAUCAAAUAUUCAUUCAAAAGAGCCAUCUUAUGUUUUAGACCCAUCGUCAAUAAAGCAAACUUUUACGAAUGAUCUUUUUAUUGAACAAAAUACGAAUACUAUAUACUUUUCAAAAAGAAAACGUGUUUUAAAAGAACAGCCAGAAAUAUCUAGGAUUUUUAAAUCUGUAAAAUCAACGAAAAGUAUUAAAGUUUCUAAAUAGCAAAUAUGCUUGUAAUAUAUAUAUAUAUAUAUAUAUAUAUAAA
This is a messenger RNA of Pneumocystis carinii B80, 1268 nucleotides long. RefSeq lists its product as hypothetical. Gene Ontology annotation, cellular component: mating-type region heterochromatin. The coding region runs from base 41 to 1225 and encodes 394 amino acids. Lineage: Eukaryota; Fungi; Ascomycota; Pneumocystomycetes; Pneumocystales; Pneumocystaceae. Gene Ontology annotation, molecular function: histone deacetylase activity, NAD-dependent; NAD+ binding. The transcript is spliced from 2 exons. Gene Ontology annotation, biological process: pericentric heterochromatin formation; regulation of DNA repair; replication-born double-strand break repair via sister chromatid exchange. The record is from RefSeq and is a predicted model, not a curated record.